AUGGGCUCUGGAAUGCUAACAGGCCUUAGAGGAACUAAAGCAGUAUUUAUCGAGCCCGCCACUACUUCACACCCCGAAAGCGGACGAACAACUUUACCUGUACUUGGCAGUCUCGGAGAUAGCGGACCAGGAGAUACAAAGGAAUCGAGAACUCUGUGCACAAAGGCAGCACGGUUCACUUUGUCUGAAGACAGAACGUUGUUUAGAAGGACGUUCGAUGGACAAUUGGCAAUAUGUUUAGGACCAGGAGAUACAAACUACAUCCUACGAGAAAUUCACAAGGGCCCUUGUGGAAAUCAUUCUGGUGCCGAAUCGCUGGUCCAAAAAGUAAUUAGAGCAGGGUAUUAUUGGACCGAUAUGGAGAAGUAUGCAAGGGAGUUUGUUCGAAAAUGCGACAAAUGCCAAAGGCAUGCGCCCAAGAUUCAUUAA
This is a messenger RNA of Nicotiana tabacum (common tobacco), 429 nucleotides long. Lineage: Eukaryota; Viridiplantae; Streptophyta; Magnoliopsida; Solanales; Solanaceae. The record is from RefSeq and is a predicted model, not a curated record.